GGUGUCCGGCCCACCAUGCUGACGGCGCUCGCCCCGCCAGCCCUGCUUGGGCUCCCAGGGCGGCUGCCCACGGCCCCCGCGCGGCGACAGGACUCUUCAGGUUCUUCUGGCUCCUACCACACGGCUCCAGGUUCUCCGGAACCCCCAGACGUUGGGCCGGACGCAGAAGGCCCGGCGAAUUGGCUCUGGGUGGCCCCAGGGCGGGGGGCGGGCGCGCAGCCUCUCCUGUCCGUCAGCGCCCAGAAUAGCCGCCAGCAGCCCUGGGCAGGCUCGAGUUUCCCGCGAGGCCCGGGCUCCGGCCCGCCGCCUCCCCGGCCCCAGCUGCGCAUGCUGCCGUCGGGGGAGAUGGAAGUCAUCUUCGGCGCCCGGCCUCUACUCAGCCAUUCGGACGCGGAGGAUGACAAGGUGCCACAGCUCCCGGCGCCGGCCUUCGGCAGCCCCUCGCUACCGGAGCCAGCUGCGCUCACCCCACCGCAGCCCCGGGCCCCCGACGGUGGCUCCCGCUGGGCCACCUACCUGGAGGUGCGGCCUCGCGGGCCGAGUCCUGAGGUCUCCACGCAGUUCGAGUGUGUGGAGGUGGCGCUGGAGGAGCGCGCCGCGCCCGUCAGGCCCCGCACGGUGCCCAAGCGGCAGAUCGAGCUUCGCCCCCGGCCCCAGAGUCCCCAACAGGUGACGGACACGCCGCGCCCACGACUGCUCCUGCGCACCGGCUCCUUGGAUGAGUCGCUGGGCCGCCUGAAGGCAGCUGCGGGGCUCGUGCAGUCAGCGUUGGCCAGGAAAUUGGGCACCGAGGCUCCUGCCCCAAACUUCACUUUUAGGCCCACGGGACGGCCAGAACCGAAGACGCAGGAAACAUCUCGUGGCUCCCGCGUGGUCCUGGAAGAGGGGAGAUCUCGGCCGUCCCGCGCACAAAAUAGUUCGGCCCCCGCCAGAGCCCCACGGCCUUGGCCCAGCCUCCGAGAACGCGCGAUUCGGCGCGACAAGCCCACGCCCGGGACCGAGCCACUGGGUCCUGUUAGUUCCAGCAUCUUCCUACAGACUGAGGAGAAGAUUCAGGAGGUACACAAUCAAGAACCCAAGACUCGGUUCCCUGGAGAGGCUCCGGAUCGAAUUGUCACAAGGGCACCGAAUCCACCUUUGCAGUCUAGGGCCCUGUGGGAGGAUCAGAGUAGGGCUGUGAGACCCAGGAGCCCAUCCCCGUCCCCGCCGUGGCAAUCUCCAAAUGGGGCUCUGCGGGGUCCUCUCUGCCCAUCUCCCCAGAACCUGCCCCAGUGCGGUCGGACUGUUUGGAGGGUGACUAACCCGUCCUUCCCUGAAGCAUCUUCUGCGUGGGGAAAGCGGAAUGCCAAAGGUGAGAACACUGUCAGCAGGAGAAGCCCUUCCCCUCCAACUCUUUCCCCGCGGACUCAGGCUGCUGCGAGGGCAAGGAGCCCAUCCCCCGAAGCUCUUUCCCCCUGGGAAGUUCCGCAUCCGGACGUCGGGGAGGGUGGAGGGCGGGGUAGGGGCCAGUCUCCUCCAGCCUCGUUCCCCUGGGAGGCACCAGAUGGUCCCGCGGAGGCGCGGAGCCGUUCGUCCCAGGAGACAGGGGGUCCCGUGGAGCAGGGCUCAUCCACAGCAUUUCCGCGGGAAGCUAUGAACGGCAUGGCUGCAGAGUUGGCGUCACCUACACCAUCGUCGCCCGGCACUCCAGAAGAAAUAGAGGUGCAGAGCUCGCCCACUCGGGAGAUUCUAGAUCUUGCCUUCCGAGGCAGUCAGCCAUCGCCAGAGGUAGAAGCGCUUGAGCCGCCCCGUGGUCAUCUCGUAAACACCCUGGACGACCAUGAGCGCCCAGAGGCCCUGCGCUCGGGAGAAGCAGCUUCGGGACGCCCGCGCGUGGCUAUUCCGCUGCCGCGAGACGUGCGCAAGAUCGUGAAGAACACUUACGCGCCAAGCUUUCCCGCGGGAAGCCCCGGCUCCGCGCCGCCCAAGCCUCCCGCACAGCCUUGCGGAGAAGAGGGCGUCUCAGCCAAGGCGCAAGCGCCUCCGGCGCUGGGGUCCCCCGCCCCAGCUCACUACACUUCUAUUUUUCUCAAGGAUUUUCUACCCGUCGUGCCGCACCCCUACGAGUCCCCGGAGCAAUCCCUCCACACAGCACCCCCAGACGCCCCGCAGCCCAACGGGCUCCCGCGGCGGAGGGCAGAGAACAGCACCGCCAAACCCUUUGCGCGCACGGAGAUCCGUUUGCCUGGCGCCCUUACCUUGGGCCAACGUCUUGAGAGAACCCCGGGAAUCCAAGUGCGAGGAGCUUCUCAAGCCUGUGUCCCACAGAUGAGGACUCAGGAAGACUCCGAGGGCCAGACACAGAAUGAGUCCCCAGGCUCAGCAGAGACUUCUGCUAGAGACCCGAAGAUGACCCAGUCCAUGGAGCCUAAAUCCGACAUGUUGUACAAGAUCGAGGAUGUGCCACCUUGGUACCUGUGCAUUCUGCUCGGCUUCCAGCAUUACCUGACAUGCUUCAGCGGCACUAUCGCUGUGCCCUUCCUCCUGGCCGAGGCUCUGUGUGUGGGCCGUGACCAGUACAUGGUCAGUCAGCUCAUCGGCACCAUCUUCACAUGUGUGGGUGUCACCACUCUCAUCCAGACCACACUGGGCAUCCGGCUGCCACUGUUCCAAGCCAGUGCUUUUGCAUUUUUGGUCCCAGCCAAAGCCAUCCUGGCCCUAGAGAGAUGGAAGUGUCCUCCUGAAGAGGAAAUCUAUGGCAAUUGGAGUCUGCCCUUGAACACUUCUCAUAUCUGGCACCCUCGAAUACGCGAGGUUCAGGGUGCAAUCAUGGUGUCCAGCACAGUGGAGGUGGUGAUUGGGCUGAUGGGGCUGCCUGGGGCCCUUCUCAGUUACAUAGGCCCUCUCACAGUCACCCCCACUGUCUCCCUCAUUGGCCUCUCUGUCUUCCAAGCUGCUGGCGACAGAGCUGGCUCCCAUUGGGGUAUCUCAGCUUGCUCCAUUCUCCUGAUUGUACUCUUCUCCCAGUAUCUGCGCAAUCUCACUUUCCUGUUGCCAGUCUACCGCUGGGGUAAGGGCUUCACUCUCUUCCGCAUCCAGAUCUUCAAGAUGUUUCCGAUUGUGCUGGCCAUCAUGACUGUGUGGCUGCUGUGCUAUGUGCUGACCCUGACAGACGUGCUGCCUGCAGACCCAACAGCCUAUGGAUUCCAGGCACGAACUGAUGCCCGAGGGGACAUCAUGAGUAUCUCACCUUGGAUCCGCAUCCCCUACCCCUGUCAAUGGGGCCUGCCCACCGUGACUGCGGCUGCUGUCCUGGGUAUGUUCAGUGCCACACUGGCAGGCAUCAUCGAGUCCAUUGGUGAUUAUUAUGCUUGUGCUCGCCUGGCUGGUGCACCACCCCCUCCAGUACAUGCUAUCAAUCGGGGUAUCUUUACUGAAGGCAUCUGCUGCAUUAUCGCUGGGCUGCUGGGCACAGGCAACGGGUCUACUUCAUCCAGUCCCAACAUUGGUGUCCUAGGAAUUACCAAGGUGGGCAGCCGGCGAGUGGUGCAGUACGGUGCAGGUAUCAUGCUGGUUCUGGGUGCCAUCGGCAAGUUCACAGCCCUCUUUGCUUCGCUUCCUGACCCCAUCUUGGGGGGCAUGUUCUGCACCCUCUUCGGCAUGAUCACUGCCGUGGGGCUAUCCAACCUGCAGUUCGUGGACAUGAACUCUUCCCGCAACCUCUUCGUACUUGGAUUUUCCAUGUUCUUCGGGCUCACGUUGCCAAAUUACCUGGAUUCCAACCCUGGUGCCAUCAACACAGGCAUUCCUGAAGUGGACCAGAUUCUGACUGUGCUGCUGACCACAGAGAUGUUUGUGGGUGGGUGCCUUGCUUUCAUACUGGACAACACAGUGCCAGGGAGCCCAGAGGAACGAGGCUUAAUACAGUGGAAAGCAGGGGCUCAUGCCAGCAGUGCAACAUCUGCUAGUCUGAAGAGCUAUGAUUUUCCCAUUGGAAUGGGCAUAGUAAAAAGGAUCGCCUUUCUGAAAUACAUUCCUGUAUGCCCAGUCUUCAGAGGAUUUUCUACAAGGUCAAAAAGUCAGCCUUCAGUUCCAGAAGACACUCCAGAAAAUAUAGAAAUUGGGUCUGUGUGCACCAAGGUCUGAAAUGCUACUUCCAAGAAAGGAGACAUGGUAUAAUAACAGAAAAAGAAACUACAAGGGGAGCCAGAAGACCUAAAUUGGAAAUCUCAGCUCUGCCCCUAUCUAACUUCGUGUGUAACCUCGGAUAAAUUACUCUCUCUGGGACUCCAUUUUUGUAUCAGCUUAAAAAAUGGAAACACUGAGCCAAUGUCUCUAAGAGCUAAUAGAGACUUAUUUGUUUUUAAGUCUUUACUUUCCUAAGCCAACAUGACAAUGUAUAAAAAGAAUAUCUGGAAAUUCUCCAAUUUUCACAUUUUGAGUUGUAAAUUGACUUAAAAAAAUUAAAAAAGAAACCAGGACAGAUUCCAAAUUUAUGUAGGCAUUUUGGUAGGCUAUGAUGCUGGAUAUAACCCCAAUGUUACUUACUUUUAGACCAAAUAAUAACAUUAAAACAACGUAUUAGAGCAAUAAUUUUACUUUCA
Dipodomys ordii (Ord's kangaroo rat) is the source of this 4583-nucleotide messenger RNA. RefSeq names its product solute carrier family 23 member 1. Gene Ontology annotation, molecular function: transmembrane transporter activity. Gene Ontology annotation, cellular component: membrane. Bases 16 to 4125 code for a protein of 1369 amino acids. The record is from RefSeq and is a predicted model, not a curated record. The transcript is spliced from 16 exons. NCBI's taxonomy places the organism in Eukaryota, Metazoa, Chordata, Mammalia, Rodentia, Heteromyidae. Gene Ontology annotation, biological process: transmembrane transport.